AUCAUAAUUUGACGUAUAUACCUCUGACCUGCAGUAGCUGCGGGAAGAUGCGCAUCUUGCAUCAAGCAAUAGCAGCUCGCAGCUACUCACCGAUCAAUUGAGCAAUCAUGAAUUCUCGAAGAGUUGACGUUCGCUCUGUGCAGUACAAAGAACUUUUAGUCGAAAGAGCGAAUGAAAAAUAUUCUAAGGAUAGAUACAGUGCUGAGGAUUUACAUACGGACGACGAAGAUGCCUUCGAUAUAUCAAGCAACCCCAGCGCCGAAACAGUUCUUCUACCUGACGCCCCAAUCAAUCCACGGACGCAGGACCAGGUCAGCCAACGCUCUUAUUCUGAGGCCCUGGAAACACUCACCGCGAAAUUCCCACGGACUCCACGGACUACACCGCUAGCGAGCCGCUAUGUGACCAUGCCUCCUGCUGCACGGAUGAGUUCGAAUAUCGGGACGAGAGUGAUGAGGCCGUCCAUGCAGUCGACGCAACCGCCGCAAUUUACCUACUCGGGACCACCAACGCCAACGAACGAUGACAUGCCUUACCUCCGAUAUGCAAUUGAUCAGAUUACAAGAGAAGACGAUACGAGGAGCUCAACCCUGAGAGGGACAAGCGGGGACAGCAGCUCUUCGUACCCAAGGUUCCCUGAGCGAAGCCUCAAGCAAGACUACGUUAGACCCAAAUAUGAUGACGAGCCCGACUACAAUAGUGGACCUGGUCCCGAUAUUGGGUCGAAAGAAGAUGUAAAAUCUAUGGCCCCGCAACCAACAGCCAAGUACAACCCGAAAGACUCGUUGGCUAGUCUCGCCUUGCCAACAUCCGGAUCUGAGCUGUACCUCGCCGCUGAACCUCCAGUACACACUGCACGGUACCCAGCACUCAACUUUGUGCCAAAAACUCUACGGACCUACAGUCUUGCCGUUUUGGUGUUGCUAUGCAUCUCCACAAUACUUGGCUUAGGCCUCUGCAUCGAAUUCGCAGACGGUCUUUGGGCCCACAGUGGUUCCUUCGACGCGAAGUACUUCACAUUCCGCUUCCUCCCUCAGAUUAUCGCCGCCUCUCUAUUCCUCUGGCUUGAAGGCGUCAUGGCGGCCGUCGGACGCAUUGUCCCCUACGUUCAGAUGACAUCCGAGAACCAUCAAGCUCGCCAACAGUCCCUGUUUCUGCCUUUCCAGCCCACGACCCUCCUCAGCCCACGAUUCAGCUACUUCUCCUCCGACCAAAUCCACCUCGGAGUGUGCAGCGUGCUCAUCUGGCCGGCUGUUCUUACCAUCCCCCUCGCCAGCUGCCUUUUCACUGUUACAAACAUCGACGGACUCUGGAAAUACAGCACCGUGACAAGUAUCGCCGGUUUCCUCAUCGCCAUUUACAUCUUAAUUGUGCUCGGCCUCGUUGGGAUCAUCCUCAAUUUCGUCCGCCGCGAGACCGGCCUGCUCUGGGACCCACGAUCUCUCGCUGAUGUCAUCGCGCUGCUCUCCCGAAGCAACUGCAUGGAUGACUAUGAGGGCGCCGAGGACGCAUCAGAUCUACCCGAGCUGCGUGAGAAACUUGGGCAUCGCGCUGAUCGCCUGGGGUACUGGCGCACUACAAACCCUACCCAAGACAUUUUCUACUGUAUCGGCGAGGAAGGCGCACCGCUCCGCCGACACGGCAUGAACCGCGGCCGUGCCGAGCCAUCAAUUAAUGAGAAGACCCGUUACAGCGGCGACACCGAGGCGCAGAUGUUGACCACCCGUGCAACCUACAUUCCAUGGUACUUGAGGCGCUCGGCCCUGUUGCUCUGGCCCGUUAUCUUUGGUGUUCUACUUGUCGCUGUCUUCAUCGUCAGCUUCCUCCCAUUGAUAGCCCUCAGCUCCGGAUUCCGCCCGCAACUUUCCUCCACUCCUAACAAGGCACACUUCAUCCCCUCGUCGUUCUUCUAUUCCUUCAUCCCAUCUACCAUUGGUCUCGUUCUUUACGGAGCCCUGAGGCCCAUGGCAUACUCCAUCGCCCGCCUGACACCCUGGUCUGAACUCGCCCGCACCUACGGUACUCGAGCUCUACCCUCGCUCCUCGCAGAUUAUAGCGCGAGCUCCAGUGUUCCAUUUGCUGGUCUCUCGCUAGCGAUUGAGAACGGACAUUGGCUUGUCGCGCUUCUGGCUGUUGUGCACCCGCUCAUGAUGCUGCUACCGAUACUCGGUGGUGGGAUGUUUGCGGCAUAUACGACGUUCCCAUCGCAGACUCUAUUGGUUCUCACAGAUAUGGCAGCGUUCUAUGUCAUUCUUGCGACCCUGAUUGGGUAUUUCAUCGCGCUGCUGGCUGUGGCGCUUGCGCUCGUACCGUGGGAGGCACAGGAGAAGCUGAAGCUUCCAAGCAGCAUGAGCUGCUUGGCAGAGGUAGUUAGCGUGAUUGGACAAAGCGGGUUGAGGAGCGAUGCCGCAUUCCGUGCUGUCCGCGGGCGCACGGAUUUACGAACAAGGCUGGUGGGAGCGAGAGAGAGAGGAAGAGGGGAAGUGAAGUAUUUCUGUGGGGAGUGGAGGGAAGGCGGGAGAGUCGGGUGGGGAGUGGAGAGAAUGGGAAGAUCUGAGAGAUCUUGAGUGGGGAGCCAGUGGGCUGCCCUUGAUGUGUUACGGUAUGGAACGACGAGAAUCUGCAAGAUGUUUGAUACGAUAUGGAGCGACGAUACAUUGCAAGGUGUGGGUGGGUGCGACUCACCACGGAUUUACGGAUCACAAAACCGAGGCAGCACAUGGCGUUACGAUCGACGGAGUUACCAAUUUUACGGCGGCAUGAUUUACGGAGUUGAUGAUUUACGACACUAAUGAGAUACGGAGUUACGAGUUACGGCUUUAUAAUUUAUGAUUUUACGAUUUACGGGGUUAUGGUUUAGAUGGAGACGGAGUUAUGAGAUAUGGCGUUAUGAUCAAAAGAGGCACGGAGUUCGGAGGUUUGGACUACUGGAAAUAUACCUUGCGAGGUAGUGAGUACUGGAGGCGCUGGAUAUGUUUCUAUGAGUAGAGAUGAGCAUUACUUUAGUGGAGAGCACAUGCUAUAUAGCCACAAGCCAUAUAGAUAAUGGAUUUGAAUGGAAGAG
Molecule: messenger RNA, 3064 nt
Organism: Pseudogymnoascus destructans
Lineage: Eukaryota; Fungi; Ascomycota; Leotiomycetes; Thelebolales; Thelebolaceae
Exons: 2
Coding region: 108-2567 (819 amino acids)
Source: RefSeq, a predicted model, not a curated record